Molecule: messenger RNA, 2145 nt
Organism: Sparassis crispa
Lineage: Eukaryota; Fungi; Basidiomycota; Agaricomycetes; Polyporales; Sparassidaceae
Exons: 4
Coding region: 1-2145 (714 amino acids)
Cellular component (GO): actin cortical patch
Molecular function (GO): phosphatidate phosphatase activity
Source: RefSeq, a predicted model, not a curated record
AUGUCUGAUGAGAUGCCCUCCUGGCGAGCCCUCGCGAGCGCGGCGUCGCGUUCCAUCAAAAGUUAUGUCUCCCAGCGCGACUUCAAGCGCGCUUUCCCUGUGACUCGAGACGUACGCGCGGACGGAGACAGGUUUUCCAGAGUACAAUCAUGGGGCCAAUGGGCGGGGCAGAAAUUGCGUCGGGGCUCACAGAACGACGGUUCUGCGAUCGAGAGGGUAUCUCUGUUCCCCGGCUGGGCGACCAGAGAAUACCACCAUGUUCAGGACAACACCGCCAAGAAUGGUACCCCUUUUGACGUCGAGGUAUUCGUAUCGGGUUUCGCUUCUCGUUCAAGCGGGCUAGGGUUCGGCAGCCGAUCAGGUAGAGCAUUCCUGAGAAUAGCGAAAGGAUAUGCUGCAUUGCCGAAGCUUGCACCAGUUGGCGUGCCAGUGAUUAGAAAUGCCACCGAUUCACGUGCAGUCGAGGAUUCGAACCUAUACUUUCCAGACGAAAUGGAUGAGGGCGCAAUAGCUGAACAGCUGGAUAAUGAAGUCCGUGACUUGGACCCUCUCGAGGAAGACGGAGCAAGUUCCACGGCCGCAGGCCUCGCUGAACCCAUGUCGUUCUCAUAUACCGGUGGCUCUCGUAACCAUCCACUCAAUUCUCCCGCAUCUCCGAAUAGUAUCCCAAGACCAAAGACGCCCGCACGAUUUCUCACUGCUGACCUACAAAGAUGGCAUGCAAAUCUGGAAGCGCGCUUAUAUCCCUUUUGGUCGUCCGCACUGUCCGCUCGAACUAUCCGCGUGUCUCUCUACACCAUGGACCCCACAGUAUUUGAGUCAGACAACCAAGCAGCCUGCUCUAAUGCUGCUGAAGAUGGCAUAGAGCGUCGUCCAAUAGCUGUUCGGGAUGUAUUAACAGCACCCGAUGGCUUCUUCCAGAUCAAAUUCAACAUACCGUGGGAUACAAUGUGCACUCACCCAGGAGCAUUAGAAAUCGCUUUUGGUGAUGCAGCGUUGGAAUACAAUCUCUUCAUUCUUGCGGAACUGUUCCCACCAAUAUCGUCUACCCCAUCCGCCCAUACAACUGUCCAACCUCCUCGAUAUUUCCCUUAUCCAUCGGCUACGACAUCCUUGUCUGUACCCUUAACUUAUUCGUCUGUUCGUGUGCUAUCCGAUAUCGAUGAUACUGUAAAAUUGUCCAAUAUGCUCUGUGGAGCGAGAACUGUAUUCCGGAAUGUGUUCGUCAAGGAUCUUCGGGACAGCGUAGUACCAGGUAUGGGAGACUGGUAUAUGCGACUGUGGAACCGCGGCGUUCGAUUUCAUUAUGUCUCUAAUGGGCCUUUCGAACUGCUGCCUGUCCUUAACGACUUCUUCCAGUUGUCACAUCUACCUCAGGGUUCCAUUAAGCUCAGGUCAUACGCCGGUCGAUCUCUCUUCAGUGGCCUGCUCUCCGCACCGUCCGUGCGGAAACGAGCAGGUGUCAUUGAUAUACUGGAUAGCUUCGCGACCUCGCGCUUCAUGCUCGUCGGUGACUCGGGCGAGCAGGAUUUGGAGCUCUAUGCAAACAUUGCCAAAGAGCGACCUGACCAGAUACUGGCCAUCUUCAUACGUGAUGCCAACCCAUCCCAAGACUCGGAAGUAGCAGAGGGUGGACUGAAGCCCCUGGACGACCCCACUGGCGUUGGAAUAUGGCGGAGAGACUCCGACUCGGAUAGCCGCUCAUUCUCGUCCCCCGCAAGGCGCCCACUAUCUAAGUACCGCGUGCGGAGCCCUGUGCGGUCCUUGUCGGAGAUGCCUGUGAGGUUCUCAGUGCACAAGCCGAUGAGGACGUACUCCGCGGACGUGCUAGCGCCGCUGAACAAGACAGCGAGCGGAUACUUCUCUCCUUCGUUGCAGUGUGCUUCCCCCGUGUCGGAGGAGCCGCGGCCGCUGGAAAGUCCCUCGGUCACGCCACCUAUCAGCCGCAGGGGAUCGCCAAAUUACGAAUCACAGUCUUCCAGGGGUCAGAUACUUAUGUCGGAUUCUGAGAAGAGAAGAUAUGAUUUGCAGAUACGGGUGUAUAGGGCUAGGCUAGAGGUGCCGAGACAUAUUCCUCUGCGUGUCUUUCGACAACCUGAGGAAUGCGUCGAGGCUGCUGCGAUGCUUGACAGGCUACAGCUAUGA